AUGGAGGGUCACGUCCACAGUCAUGCCCACCGCCAUCUCCAUGGCAGUGGGUAUCGCCUGAGCCCAAGGAUACCGUCGAGACAGAGCGAGAAUGUCAUUCACUUGGGAGAAAGAGCCACGGCCGUUGAGGGGAGCUCGCUCACGGGCACUGUCUCGUCGAGUCUUUUCCGCAGGUCUGACUGCAAAGCUGGGGAUAACUCAGCUCAGUGUGAGAAACCCGCUGGUGGAACAUCGCUGACCAUCCCGAUUACCCUGGCAGUCGUUAUCCCGAUUGUCAUUGCAUUCUGCGUCCUGGUAUACCUACACCGCCGGACCUCCAAGAGACAUAAGCAGGAAGAUGAGGAUGCCAAGUACAAGUCCAUGGACUUUGGAUUGGGCGAUGCACCAACAGGAAAAGGGAAGCGGAAGAGUAAGCUCUUCGGAGGUGAGAAGGAGGCUAGCCACACCAAGGGACUCUCGAUGGAUAUGAACCUGUCAAGCCCGUACCUGCUGCCGCCACACAUUCAGCAGUCCCGCGAAUCUCUCAACUCUUUGGCCAGGACUCUGCACCAGAAUGAGGACCCGUACCGACACGUUGACUCAUUCGUGGGCAGCGAUGCAGCUUCCAUGCGGUCAUUCCCUAGAGGUGCUGACAAACGUGCUUCGAUCUACACACAACAGACCAACAUGAGCGGUGGACGCUCAACGCCUAGGAUCCAGUCACUUCACAACCUUCCUCCACGACAGAACUCGCUCCCAACCGCUCCUCUCCCUCCAAUUCCUGCAGCUGCCAAGGAAGCUCCUCGUCAUGAGGUCAAGGAGGUCGUUCCGCCUCAGUCCGCCCCUCCGAUGAAGAGUGAAUUCCGCUUCACUGACGACGAGACCCCCUUGCCUCAGGUGGGCGGCGAACAUGUCGCUAUGCCUGCCAUGCCAGAAGUACAGGAACCCGCGCCCGUUGCCCAGAGAGAAGCUCCACAGAGUGUUCGCCCAACGUCAUACGAGUCCAUCAAGGCAGACCAGUCCUACGUUGGUGGGCUAGUCGGCGAUAGGGACUCGUCAGCUCUGCCGGCUGCGGAUCUCUAUCACAACAGCGCCAAUGGCCUGGGCAUCAUGGAUGUGAACCCGCCUCAGGCGUCUGUUGUCGAUGAUGCACCUGUCAGCCUCCGACCAGGACAAAAGGAAGCUAAUGUACGAGUCUCGGAUGUGCCUUCUGAAUACGAGGACUAUGCCAAUGGCGGCCAUGCAGGUCAAAUGGAGCCAUACGCUGCUGCUAUGGAACAGGAGCACCCCCAUUCAGCUGGUCUCGGUGUUCCGCAGCAAGACAACAAGCGUCUGUCGGUUGGAUUCCGCCCACUGCCGCCAGAUGAUUACCUUGAAUCCGAAGACCCCGAGUUCAGGGCUAACCGAAUUCGAUCAUUCUACAAGGAGUACUUUGACGAUGGCAGCAAAGAGCCAAGACCACCGAUGCCACAGCCUCAGAGUGCUCAGUAUUAUGAGGACUACGACCCCGGCUACCUCGGAGAAACGGCCUACUUCGACCCAGAUUCCAAUGCAUUCGUCAUGCCCUAUGCCCAGCCGGUUACCCGCCGUGCUAUGACACCACCGCCCAACAACAGGAGACCUAUGCCAGGACCUGGACCCAGGCAGCGAGGACCGCCCGGACCUCGUGGCAUGGGCCCCCCGGGACCCCGUCCUAGAGCCGGAUCUACCAUGUCAGGAGGACGAUUCGGACCUGCAAGUCCCCGGCCCGGCUCUUCAGCCUCCGCACGCAUGGGUGGACGUCCCGGACCCAAGAAGCCCAUGGCUCCCUUGGCUGCGCUUCCCACGCUUCCCACCCCCUCCAAACUGAGGGACGACUCUUUCGCCAUCAUCAACGCGGCUGAUUUUGCUCCUCCCCCAUCAUUCAAGGAUCAAGCUCGUGGCCGCUCGCAGAGCCCGUUAGGUGAACGACUUCCUUACGCAGUCAAUGUCCCAGCUGUAUCACCACUGGUGAGCUCCUUCGAUGAUAUGUCAUCACUGCCCAGCCCGCACUUGCUACGCAAAUCAAGCACAUUCACCGGUCUUGACUUUGCCCCACCGCGCAGGUUCAAGGACCCCGACUCCAUGAGUGAUGCUGGUAGCGUCCGCAGCAUGGGUAGCGGCAUCUCGGCCAUGAACAACAAUGCUCUUCGCGCCGGUGCCGGGCGCAUAAGUCGUCUGCCCGGUGACCAGGUCUUCACGGCGGCAUCCACGGAGAACCAGCUCAAGCCGAAGUGGGGAAUGCGAGACUAA
Messenger RNA from Neoarthrinium moseri, 2250 nucleotides. RefSeq lists its product as uncharacterized. The transcript has 3 exons. The coding region runs from base 1 to 2250 and encodes 749 amino acids. Lineage: Eukaryota; Fungi; Ascomycota; Sordariomycetes; Amphisphaeriales; Apiosporaceae. The record is from RefSeq and is a predicted model, not a curated record.